Purpureocillium takamizusanense is the source of this 3860-nucleotide messenger RNA. RefSeq names its product Poly(A)-specific ribonuclease (gene PAN2). Gene Ontology annotation, molecular function: protein binding; poly(A)-specific ribonuclease activity; nucleic acid binding. Lineage: Eukaryota; Fungi; Ascomycota; Sordariomycetes; Hypocreales; Ophiocordycipitaceae. Gene Ontology annotation, biological process: nuclear-transcribed mRNA poly(A) tail shortening; mRNA processing. Gene Ontology annotation, cellular component: P-body; PAN complex. The transcript is spliced from 12 exons. The coding region runs from base 193 to 3615 and encodes 1140 amino acids. The record is from RefSeq and is a predicted model, not a curated record.
AUACCACUGCCAGACGCGCUUCCUCAGCGCGGAGCCCAGAUCUGUCCACUCCCACCGAACGUGCUACUACCACUGUCCGGUGACCGACAGUCGCAUAGGCUCUAACAGUGUCGCGGAGCCUUCAUAGGGCGCGUACCGUUGUGAACCCUGCCUCUGAGCUAUGGUCUUUCGAAGAAUGACCAGUCAGCAACAAUGGACGGAGACUGGGAUGAGGUCUCCCGGGUUCCCUUCCCGCCCCCGGGUGUCCACGCGAUGCCGACACCGGUAACCACGAUGACGUUUGACAGCUCCCAGGAGCUGCUGUGGACCGGCAACGACUAUGGUCGCGUUACAUCCUUUCUGGGCUCGGAGCUCCAGAGGUACACUUCCUUCAAAGCGCAUUUGACCCCCGAUGGUCCGGUACGACAGAUAUUGGUGAAUGACAAAGGUAUCGUGGUUUUGGGCUCCAAGGAUGUUCACAUGGCGUUGAGAAGAGGCCCGCCGAUCUGGCAUAUUCGACACGACGACAUGAAAGACUUACGAUGCAUGAGUUUCACAUCGAAAGGCACGGCAGAAAUUCUCGUCGCCGGCCUUCAAGACAAAAUGCUUGUCAUUGACCUCAAUAAGGGCGAGGUUGUCAAGCAGAUCCCAACUGAACACCAGUACUCUAUCAUGAAGCGCGGACGGUAUAUAUGUGCGGCGACCAAGAACGGAUCCGUGAAUCUGCUAGAUCCUGUCAAUUUUGCCGUGGUCAAGUCUUGGAACGCACACUCGGCAUUGAUCAAUGACAUGGAUGCCCAGCACGACUUCAUUGUGACCUGUGGUUACUCUCUGCGACAAGGACAGAAUUACAUGCUGGAUCCCUUUCUCAAUGUGUUUGACAUCAAGAAGAUGUCGUCGAUGCCGCCUAUACCUUUUCCAGCCGGAGCUGCGUAUGUCCGAAUGCAUCCGAGGAUGCUCACCACCAGCAUUGUCGUCUCGCAGACGGGUCAAAUGCACGUGGUCGACCUGAUGAACCCGAACACCAGUAAUGUCCGCCAAGCAAAUGUGCUCACCUAUCUCAGCAUGUUUGAGAUAGCUCCUUCUGGCGAGGCCAUUGCUCUAACAGACCCGGAGUGUUACAUCCACCUCUGGGGAUCACCAUCGAAGCUUCAUUUCGUGGACCUCCCAACACCGGUGGAAUUUGCAAAUCCGGAAGAGCCGUUGCCUCCCAUAGAAUGGACCCCAGAUACCCCCUUGAACUCCGUUGGCUUGCCAUAUUAUCGCGAAGUGCUCGCCUCCGCCUGGCCAGAAACGGUGUCCGAUAUAGGUGCGCCGCCCGCGAGACUGGAUCCGCAGUUCGUCAAUAGUCUGAAGCCGACCGAUUUCGGGCUGUAUGGUCGAAAUACCCGAAGGACUCGCCGAAAUCAGGCUGAGGACACGCGCAAUGCCGGCCAAUCAGCCAACUCUGGCCUCAAAGCACCCAAGUUCUUGAGCGAGAAGGCUCGAGAGUCGGCGAAAUCUGAUACGAAAGCCUCGGACGAGAAGGUGGAGGACCCGGUAGCUCUAUUGGGAGGAACUGAGAUCGAAAGCAAGAGAUCAGAAGUUCCCGUGAUGUAUCGCAAUGUUGAAAUCAAGUAUAGCAAGUUCGGCGUGGACGAUUUUGACUUUGGAUUCUACAACAAAACGCGUUAUUCCGGCUUGGAGAUUCAUAUUUCCAACUCUUACGCCAACUCGCUUCUUCAAAUCAUGAAUUUUACCCCCUUGAUCCGAAACCUGGCACUUCAACACGCCGCCAGUGCCUGUGUCAGCGAAUUGUGUCUGCUUUGUGAACUUGGCUUCUUGUUCGACAUGCUACAGAAGGCGGACGGAUCGAUUUGUCAAGCUACCAAUUUGUUGAGAACAUUGAGUAAUCACCCGCAAGCUGCUCCACUAGGGCUGCUUGAAGAGGACUCGCCUGGCUCAUCGUUGAAUGUCAUGCUUCAGGGCCUCACUCGAUUCCUUCUGGACAGAAUUGUGCAAGAUUACAGAAGCAUCUCUCCAGCGUCCAUCGCAAUGGAACAGGUCCUGGCAACGUCUGCAACCACCUCAAUUCGAUGCAUGAACUGUAGGAGUGAAUAUACUCGGCCCGGUUCGACGUUCGUCAACGAUUUGCUCUACCCUCCUCAUAAACCGCCUGGGCGCAACAACAAGAUGCCUCGCGUAACCUUUUCUCAGGUCCUUAAGAGCGGUGUUGAGAGAGAGACGACGUCGAAGGGCUGGUGUGGCCGUUGCCAACGCUACCAGACCAUUGCUACCCGGAGAUCCAUACAUAGCAUCCCCGCAGUUCUGAUGCUGAACACGGCCAUCACGAAUCCAGAUCACCGAAUGCUGUGGUCAACCCCUGGUUGGCUGCCGGAAGAAAUCGGCAUCAUUGUUGACCAGGGACAGUUUUAUUGUUACGAGGGCGAAGACCUGAAGCUCCACCUCCAGCGAGGCAUGCAUAACAUUAUGGUCUACUCGCUUAUAGGCAUGGCGAUAAAUAUUGAGAGCGGCCAGACGCAAAAGCCUCACCUUGUGGCGAUGGUGAACACUGCGCACGCUGAGCAAGAAUCACCCGGCCAAAGCCAAUGGCACCUCUUCAACGAUUUCUUGGUUCGUUCCGUCAGCACCGAAGAAGCGCUCACUUUCAAUACGUCAUGGAAAGUUCCCUCGGUCGUGGCCUAUCAAGUCAAGCAAGCAAACAAUAAGAUCGACAUGGAAUGGAGGAGCCAUUUGGACACAUCCGUGCUCUACCAGGAUCUCAACCCCAACGUGGACCCCGAGAACAGGACCUAUGAGAUCCUGGAUCCCGAAAAUGAGACUCCUGGUCCCCAAAGCAUCCUAGCUCUAGACACAGAGUUCGUCGCGGUGCGUCAGCCAGAAAUCGAAAUGAACUCAGAUGGCGAACGAGAAACGAUUCGACCUAUAGUGUACGCACUUGCGCGGGCCUCAGUGGUGCGCGGGCAAGGCGAGAAGGAAGGCCUGCCAUUCAUCGAUGACUACAUUGCCAUCAAAGAGCCCAUUGUGGACUACCUCACGUCUUACUCUGGCAUCACAGAGCAGGAUCUUGACCCGCGCAUCUCAAAACACAGCUUGUUGCCACUCAAGAUAGCGUACAAGAAGCUUUGGAUCCUCCUCAACUUGGGUUGCAAAUUCUUGGGCCACGGGCUGAAGCAGGAUUUCCGGGUCAUUAACAUACACGUACCGAAGGCGCAAGUUAUUGAUACGAUCGACCUCUUCUUCCUCAAGUCGCGACUUCGCAAACUGUCGCUGGCUUUUUUGGCGUGGUAUCUACUCAAAGAGGACAUUCAACUCGAAACUCACGACUCUAUCGAGGACUCCCGCACUGCGCUCAAGCUAUAUAAGAAGUACCUUGAGUUCCAGGAUGCGGGCAUACUGGAGCCGAUGCUUCAGGACAUCUAUCGCGCUGGCAGAGACGUCAACUUCAAACCCCCGAGGAAGGAUGACGUGGAUGUUCAGAGGACUGACACGCCGCCUCUUCCCGUAGAGGCAAAUGUUGCAGGGACGUCGGCGCCGUCAACGCCAGUGCGCAAGACCAGUGGGUUGGCUGCUCCGCCGCAAGGGACAUUUGGAGGGGUGAGCUGGACACCAGGAAAAGGAUCACCGCUGCGGUAGGUAGGCAGGCGUAGAAUGUCCUGGUAACGGCAACGUUGGCAGUGGAGUUGGCUGGGCGUUGAUGUUGUGGUUGUGUGUCGCUGGUCACCAACAGUUUUACCCUGUCGUGUGGACAGCGGAGAUGUGCCAUUAUAUUUGGAUCUUCUACAACGCGCUUUGGCCAAAUCACCCCCAUCUCGCUGUACCAUGUUGUCCAUCGUACGCAUUAUUCAAUUGCCGAAUAUCUAUCCCACCGUAUAUCAGGC